UUUCAAUCUGGUCGAGGAUACUUCAUUGGCAAUGGGUUCCGACAUCAAGGAAAGUCACUCUGGGGCGUAUGACGACUCGAAGGCAUCAGAUGUCGACGUGGAGAAGAUCGAGCAUACUGGGUCUGCAGUAGAUUCCGCACCGAGCACCAAGACAGAGUCAGAGACCUACGAGAUUGACCCAGUCGCUGAGAAGAAGCUGCUGAAGAAACUGGAUUGGGUUUUCAUGCCAAUGUUCACAGCGAUAUACUGUUGUAACUUCAUCGACAGAACGUCGAUAGGGAAUGCAAAGGUUGCGGGGCUCGAGAAGGACCUAGGUAUGACUGGCUUCAACCUCAACGUCGCACUCACCGUCUUCUAUAUAUUCUACAACAUCUCCGACAUUCCCUCCAACCUCCUCCUAAAGCACUUUGGCUCCAAAUGGCUCGCAUUCCUGGUCACCGGAUUCGGCGUCGUCACGCUCUUCUCCUCCUUCAUGACUUCGUACGGAGGACUCAUCGCAAGUCGCGUCUUUCUCGGAAUAACCGAAGGGGGCACACUGUCUGCGUUGGUGUAUAUUUUAGCCAGGUACUACCGAAGGCAUGAGCUCGUUCUGCGAGUCGGAAUCUUCUUUGGCGUUGCUCCCAGCAUUGCCGGUGCAUUUGGAGGGCUUCUGGCUUCGGGACUUCUCCGUAUCAAGGACUUUGGGAUCAUCACUACCUGGAGAAAGAUUUUCCUCAUCGAAGGUCUCAUUACGACAAUCUUCGGACUCGCCUUGUUCUUCAUCGUCCCCGAAGACAUUCGGACAACAAAACUAUUAAGCGAGGAGGAGAGAAAGUUGGCUUUGGCGAGGAUGGAUGCAGACCAAGUGGUGAAGACGCAGGGUGUUAAAGAGAAGACGACUUGGAGGCUGGUCUACCGUUCGUUCAAUUUCUUGACGGUUGCUUUGACAAUAUGCUUCUUGCUAUUGAACGCAUCCUUCCAGGGUCUUAGCCUCUUCCUACCGCCAGUCAUCAACACUCUCGGAAACUUCAGUGUGAUUGAAGUUCAGCUCCGAAGCGUUCCCCCAUACCUCGCCAGCGCAGUCUGGGUUGUCGCCAACGCUUAUCUCAGCGCUCGAAUUCGAAAACGAUUCUUACCUCUACUGUACAACAUGCUGCUCGUCGUUGUGGGUUACACCAUCGCAGUUUCUACAAAGAAUUCAGCCGCAAGGUAUGCGGCGUGCUUCCUCAUUCUCAUGGGUGCUUCCGUAGGUGGACCAAUGAUUCUAAUUUGGGGAACCGACAAUGCCGCACCGGAUACCAUGCGUGCAGUGGUUACGGCGGCUAUUCCUGGCAUUGGUGCCUUUGGUGCAAUCUUGGGAGUAUGGACCUACCUCGCCGUGGACGCACCCGACUACCGCAAGGGGAAUCUCGCGAACUUGGCGUCGACGUCCACGAUCUGUGUUCUCGUCGUUAUCAUCGCACUCUACAUCCGAUGGGAGAAUCAAAAACGUGAUCGAGGCGAGAGAGAUUAUCGUUUGGAAGGAAAGGAUGAGCGAGAGCUUGAACAACUGGGGUACAAGCACCCGAGGUUUAGAUACCAGAUCUAG
Molecule: messenger RNA, 1567 nt
Organism: Coprinopsis cinerea okayama7#130
Lineage: Eukaryota; Fungi; Basidiomycota; Agaricomycetes; Agaricales; Psathyrellaceae
Exons: 16
Coding region: 32-1567 (511 amino acids)
Biological process (GO): transmembrane transport
Cellular component (GO): membrane
Molecular function (GO): transmembrane transporter activity
Source: RefSeq, a predicted model, not a curated record